Messenger RNA from Catharus ustulatus (Swainson's thrush), 8222 nucleotides. It is a transcript of the gene IL1RAPL1, whose product is annotated as interleukin 1 receptor accessory protein like 1. The transcript is spliced from 11 exons. Gene Ontology annotation, biological process: negative regulation of exocytosis; signal transduction. The coding region runs from base 306 to 2396 and encodes 696 amino acids. The record is from RefSeq and is a predicted model, not a curated record. Gene Ontology annotation, molecular function: interleukin-1 receptor activity. Lineage: Eukaryota; Metazoa; Chordata; Aves; Passeriformes; Turdidae.
GCACCUGGAUGGUACCUCCCGCCGGCGACGCGGGCACUUUCUGAACUAGGAAGGAAGGGGCGACUGGGGGGGCGGGGGGGCGCCGAAGUCUGUAUGGAAUUACCUGCGCCCGCGGCGGAGCUGGCGGCGGUGGAUGGAUGGGCGCCGCGUCCGCGGCACUCGCGGCCAGCUGAGCCCCAGGAGUAAACACGGGGCUUCUCCGGCCGAGUGCGCAGUGUGGUGACCGGCACUCGCCUCGCUGACUGAUCGCACCGGAGGAAUAUUUCGGGAGACUCCUGUGGGAAGCAGCCACGGAAGCACAGAAGAUGAAAGCUCCUAUUCCCAACUUGAUUCUCUUGUAUGCUACUCUGACUCAGAGCUUGAAGGUUGUAACCAAAAGGGGAUCAGCUGAUGGAUGCACUGACUGGUCUGUGGAUUACAAGAAAUAUCAAGUUCUAGUGGGAGAACCUGUUCGUAUAAAGUGUGCACUCUUUUAUGGAUAUAUUAGAGCUAAUUACUCCCUAGCCCAAAGUGCUGGACUUAGUUUGAUGUGGUACAAAAGCUCUGGACCUGGAGAUUUUGAGGAACCUAUAGCUUUUGAUGGAACCAGAAUGAGCAAAGAAGAAGACUCCAUUUGGUUCAGACCAACAGUGAUACAAGACAGCGGGCUCUAUGCAUGUGUUAUAAGAAACUCAACUUACUGUAUGAAAGUGUCCAUUUCGCUGACGGUGGGUGAAAAUGACACUGGACUCUGCUACAAUUCAAAGAUGAAAUAUUUUGAAAAAGCUGAACUUAGCAAAAGCAAGGAAAUCUCAUGUCCUGAAAUUGAGGAUUUUUUAUUUCCAUUUAGGGAGCCUGAAAUUCUGUGGUAUAAGGAGUGCAAGUCAAAGACGUGGAGAUCAAGUAUUGUGUUUAAAAAGGACACUCUUGUGAUUCGAGAAGUUAGAGAGGACGACAUUGGAAAUUACACUUGUGAGCUAAAAUAUGGAUUCUUUGUUGUCAGAAGAACCACGGAGUUGACCGUUACAGCACCAUUAACAGAUAAACCACCAAAGCUUUUACACCCCUUGGAGAGUAAGCUAACUAUUCAGGAGACUCAGUUAGGCGGUUCUGCUAAUCUAACCUGCAGAGCUUUCUUUGGAUACAGUGGAGAUGUCAGUCCUUUAAUCUACUGGAUGAAAGGGGAGAAGUUUAUUGAAGAUUUGGAUGAUAGUCGAGUCUGGGAAAGUGAUAUUAGGGUUCUCAAGGAACAUCUCGGGGAACAGGAGGUUUCCAUCUCGUUGAUCCUUGACUCAGUUGAAGAGGCAGACCUAGGAAAUUAUUCCUGCUACGUCGAGAAUGGGAACGGACGCCGGCAUGCCAGUAUUCUUCUACACAAAAGGGAGCUGAUGUACACAGUUGAGCUUGCUGGUGGGCUUGGUGCUAUUCUGCUGCUGCUUGUUUGUUUAGUGACUAUCUACAAGUGUUACAAGAUAGAGAUUAUGCUCUUCUACAGAAAUCAUUUUGGAGCUGAAGAACUAGAUGGAGACAACAAAGACUAUGAUGCAUAUCUAUCUUAUACCAAAGUGGAUCCUGACCAGUGGAAUCAAGAAACUGGAGAGGAAGAAAGAUUUGCUCUUGAGAUUCUACCAGAUAUGCUGGAAAAGCAUUAUGGAUACAAGUUGUUCAUACCAGACAGAGAUUUGAUUCCCACAGGAACCUACAUUGAAGAUGUGGCAAGAUGUGUAGACCAAAGCAAGCGACUGAUCAUUGUCAUGACUCCAAGUUACGUGGUAAGAAGAGGUUGGAGCAUCUUUGAACUGGAAACAAGGCUUCGAAAUAUGUUAGUCACGGGAGAAAUCAAAGUGAUACUGAUUGAAUGCAGUGAACUACGAGGAGUUAUGAACUACCAGGAGGUUGAGGCCCUAAAACAUACCAUCAAGCUCCUCACUGUCAUUAAAUGGCAUGGACCAAAAUGCAACAAGUUGAAUUCCAAGUUCUGGAAACGUUUACAGUACGAAAUGCCUUUUAAGAGGAUCGAACCCAUGACAAACGAGCAGGUUUUAGAUGUCAGUGAGCAGGGGCCCUUUGGGGAACUGCAGACAGUCUCUGCAAUUUCCAUGGCUGCUGCCACCUCCACUGCUCUUGCCACUGCCCAUCCAGACCUGCGCUCCACCUUCCAUAACACAUAUCAUUCACAGAUGCGCCAGAAACACUAUUAUCGAAGCUAUGAAUACGAUGUACCUCCUGCUGGCACCCUGCCACUUACCUCAAUAGGUAACCAGCACACCUACUGCAACAUCCCCAUGACACUUAUAAACGGGCAGCGGCCGCAGACAAAAACUAACAGGGAGCAGAACCCCGAAGAGGCUCACACAAACAGUGCCAUACUGCCCCUCUUGCCACGGGAGACCAGUAUAUCAAGUGUCAUUUGGUGACCGACACACAAGGGGCUGUCAACCCCCUUGAGUAGGAGCAGAGUCUGCAGUCUGGUGCCUGGAACUACAUCCUCGACUGCUGCUGUUAAACAUGCAUUACAAUCGAUAACAAACGAGGAAAAACAGGGUCUUGUACAUAUGUUUUUGCAAUUUCUUUGUAGCAUCAGUCUUCCUGUUUUACCCAUGUCUCUUCCCAUUCACAUUUUUGACUUUGUUUUAUAUGUCAUUGGAAUUUGUAUAUUUACAUUUUUUUUAAAUGAAGAGACUGCUGUAUAGAUAGGAAACUUUUUUGCUUCAUUAGUAUAGUUUUAGACUUUUUGUUUGUUUGUUUAUAACCUCUCUUGGGAAUGCUUGGACAAAGCUAUGUUGAUAUCAGAAGCACCAUCCAUUUUGUUGGCCUGCCUAGCCAUGCCUGCUGCAGCUCACCUCUUUCGGAGAGUUUUUGUUCUUAGAAGGACCCCAUUGCUCACUGAGAGCUCCAGUUUCAUUUCUACUCCCGUAAUGUGCACUGCUCCUUCCCUGCCCUUACAAAGACCCCCAUUUGGGGUAACACUACAGUCUGAUCAUCUAACAUGUAACUUGGUAGAUACCUGUCAAACAAGAGAAAAUACUCAAUCUGUAUCGGUUGCUUCACAGUAGUCACUAGAGUGUGUAGAAACUAUAGCCGGUUUGGUUUUUGCUUUUUUUGGGUUUAGUUUUUCUCUUAAUUCUUAUUUUAAAAAUGAGUUGGUUGUAUCCCUUUUAUAAAUAUGAAAGCAACCCUAUUUUUAACACGUCCUGGAAAAGUAUUUAUGUGGUUGUGGAUUUUAUUUUUUAAGCACUCAAUUUUUUUUCUUUCUCAACUUUCAAAAUCCUGCAAAUAAUAUUUGCAAAUGUCAGGCGAGUAAGACAAGUGAGGCAAUAGACACUGAAGUGCAGAGUCCUGCUGAUAUGUACAGUGACGACUUCCAAACCAAAGGGGAAUAAAAAAGACAGUAUUGUAGAUGGUUUGUCACUUUGUAUUAUAGAAAGUGUUAUUUUCAAAAAACAAAGUAAGAGCAAAACAUUAUUUUCCUGUGGAUUUCAGAGUCCCUUGUAUUUUAAUGUUCCAAAAACUGUAUUUGCUUUUAAAUGAUAUAUUCAAGAUUAAGAAAUCUUCUUUCAUUUGGUUUUAGCUUGUAACGAUAAAUAAAAUUUUAUUAAUUUCAACAUGAUUUCAGUAAGAACUCAGGCAGAAAAAAUGACGCGAAAUAUACCAGAAAUAUAAUUGUUUUCAGAAUAAACUUUAUUUAUACAAAAUUAAUAUUUAAAUCAGACCUGGAAGUAUUAAAAACAAUUUAUUCACUUUAAUGAAUAAAUAAAUUAGUUUUAUUUUUAUGUAUGAUUCUAUCUUUGAGGAGUUGCAAAUAAUGCAUGUACCAUGGCUGACAGGGAAGAAUAAAAGCCCACCUCUGCGUUUACAUCCAGACAUCUUUGAGACAAAUUAAACAAGCACCUUGCUCAUGUUUUAAGUAAAAGAAAGACCUUUCUGGUUUUAGAAAGAGAGAGGAGUGGUUCAGCUCUGCAAUAUAUUCAGGCCGAGCCCUCUGCUAGUCCCUGCUGGCAGAAGCAGAGGAGCUGGAGUGGAGUUACUGGUUGCAGCACACUGUCACAGAGCCUAGGGUUUGAUUUAGCCUGGCAGAAUGGUAACUGGUGUCCUGGCAAACAGACCUUAGAGUCUAUUUAUGUAGUUAAUUAGCUUUAGGCAUUUUUGUGGCAGCUGAAUGAGAUCAGUGAAUAUGAUGAUGUUGUGGGGUUUGCCCAUCAUGAUUGUCACAACAAGAAAAGUACAAGUUAUAAUACUUCGGUCUUUUUAAUGAGAAGUGAGUGGAGAAGCUGCAGUUUGGGGGAUGUUUGUGGGAGCAAUCCAGAACUGACAGUGUGGGAGGAAAUGACUGUGCUCCUGUUGUGAAAGUCAAAAAAUCUCAGUAUCUGCAUAAGAAGCUAAUAGACCUUCGAGGUGUGAACUGAUUUUUAGUUGCUUAAAAUGUUUAUUUCUCCGAGAUUAAGCUCAAGUCCUUUUCUACAAUCUGUUCUCUAUUGUAGUGUCUCUGGACAUGUGCCAAACAUCCACAAAAUGGAAAUUAGGCUGCCAGGUCACAUAAAAUUUUAAGAGAGCUUUGCACUUCUGCUUUAAGAAAGCUAUUAUUUAUUUGCUCUUACAGACACCUGUCAGGCAUUGAUGGCAUUUUCCUUCAUUCAUCUGGAUGCCUGUCCUGGUUUUCACUGGGCUGAGGUGGGGAGAAGGGGAGGGAUUGAGUGAAUGGGGUGUGGAGCUUAAUUUCCAUCUGGGCUUAAACCACAACAGUCCCAAAUACCCCAGGAUCCUCUGAAAGCAGUGUUGGGGUUUUUUGCCUCUUUACAUGCUCUGGUGUAAAGACUGGGAUGCAGAAUAAAUGUAGGAUGUAAUUAUUUGACCACAAUCACAUUUAAACAAUUGGCUUUUCUUAGCCACAUGGGAAGUACUUUUCUGUUCUUUUAUUUUUAGUGUAGAUUUAAGCACUUUGAAUAGCAUGAUUCAGGGAUUGACAAAUACUAUUUGAUAUUCUCACUACUUUAAGAAAGCUUUUUUCUUAUAAUGUUUUGUCAUAAUAUUAAAUAUAAGAAAAACAAACAAAACUAAAAAAAAAAAGAGAAGCAAACACAAAACCUGAAAUAAUGAAGAAGUUGUCUGUGACUUUAGAAACAUUCCUCCUUAGUAUUCCUCUUCUGUCAACAGCUCUGUGUGGGGAGCAGUGAAGGAAAGAGUUGUGUGUUCACAUGCUUUAUGUUUGACAAAAAUUCUGUUGGAAUGCAAAAUAAAAUAGAAGCAAACAAACAAACAAACAAAGAAACCAAAACCAACAAAAAGUGUCAUUGCCCUAGUGCUUAGGCCCCAUCAUUUUUGGUGAAGGUGUUUUGGUUUUUGACAAUGCAGCCUGAACCGUGCAUGCAAUAGCCACAUAUAAGGUUUAGCCAUAAGCAAAUAGCACUUUAUUUUUAAAAAGUUACAGUGUGAUGAUCAGAAAAACUUACUCUGCCUGGUCAAUAACUUUGGGUCUGUAUGUGGAUUCUAUGCACGUGAAUUACCCAAGUGUGGUGCUCUGUCUUUAUAAGGAUCUCUCUAAUGGUAGUCUGUGUUUAACAGGACUCUUGUUACACAGCUUGUGUAAAUUCAGUAUAUAGGCUCUCCAGACAGCAUAUCCAGCUGGACAGAAAUGGGAGAUUAUAUAGAAUGCAGCUAAUUAUUUUGAAGGCAAAAUGCAUUGCUGGGUCAGGUUCUGUUCUCAGUUACCGCGCUAUGAUUUGAGAGUAAAUCUAAUAAAUCUGAAUGAGUGCGAGAAUGAUUUGUGUGGGAGAAGAAAAUUGGAAAAGCAAAGAGAAAAGGAAUUCAUAUUUACAGUGUGUGACAAGCUGAAAUCUUGGCUGCAAGGAAAGGAACAGUAAAAUGCCUUUUGGAUUUUAGUGGGGACCCAGUUCUUACCUGGCAGCCAACAUCAAACACUUUCAACACGAUCUGGUUCAGAGUUCAAUGCUGUUAGGCUUAGAUGCAAAGUAAGAUCUCUCUAUUACUGCACAGCUGUGAAAACAAUGUUUAUUUUAAAUAGUGGGUGAUAAUCAGUUUCAAAAUAGUCAGAAAGCAUGUUAUACCAUCCUGAUCAAAAUUCACAAAUUUGUAUUCUGAUAUUGGGCAUUAAUGACCCAUUUAAAUUAUAGAUAGAAUGGUGAGAUUUGGGGGAAAGAGGCCUAGUAAACAGGAUUUCUUCAUUUUUAAACUAAAAAAAAGAAAGAAGGAAAAAAAAUCAAGCUAGCAAGCCUAAGAAGAGUUUAAUUAAAAUCCAAAGGAAGAAACACCACAGUAGUAAAGUAAGCUCAAAAAUACAACAAUGGCCAAUGGAGAAUAAAGGGCAAAAUACCCACUUGCGUUUUGACUGUAGUGUGGUUUCUUUUGUCAUGCAAAGCUCUGUACUCUGGCUGACCUACAUCAAACAAGUGGCUUUUUUGGAGGCCAUCCAGGGAGAUCAACAACACAAAUAUGUCCCCGUACGUCUAAUACACUUCCGAAUGAUUUUGUACUUGUUGAUAGUCUAGCACAGAGAGAUUUUUGUUUGUCUCCUACUGUUGUUAUAAAGAGGAUAGCAAAAAUGUCAGCACAAAAAAAAUCUCUGUAACAGACUUAGUUUAUUAACUAGAGUAACCAUAUUCCUUUAUUCCCACUCUCUAUCUAGUUUGUUGUUAUUAGAACACUUUUUCUAACCUGGCUGAGAAAUAGGUUAAAGUGUCUGGCAACACAAAAAAAAAUAUGUAAGCAACCUCAUAACAAUGAGUUUCCUUGUACUAUGAGGGUUGCAAAUUCCCUUGCUUUUUUAUUUUUUUUUUUUAAUAUAAGCACAUCUCUUCACCUCCUAAAUAGCCCACUGAGUGGAGGCUGAAGAACACCAUUGUAUCUUUGAUUUCAGAUUCACUGAAUCUAGCAUGGAUACUGAGCUGUUGUUUGUGAUGUAAUGCUGCUGGGCAAUUUGCCAUUGCCUCUGUCUCUAUUCUCCAAGACUUUGGCAGCAUCACACUUCACCAAACAGCCUUGAGUGGAUAUGCCAGAACUCAGAGUUGUCGCCCUGGGGAGCAAAAAUGAUAAAAUUAUUUCAAAAUGUUUCAUCUAUUAAGAGUUUUCUUAUGCCUUUUUUUUUUUAAUUCUGCUUAUAACAAAGUUUGACUUUUGCUCUGGACUAAUAAGCUCUGGGUGUAGCUUUAGAGUCCACAGGGUUAUGAAGUAGUUAAAGAAGAAAUUACAAAGGCAGGUCUGAUACCUUAUGUGGAAAACAUGCCAAUUCUGAAGCUAUUCAGUUUACUGAAAAAUGAGUAUAUUUUUAUUGGGGGUUUUUAAAGCAAAGUAUUCAACUUGUAAUUACAACCAGCAUCAUCCCAAAAGCUUAUUGGCAUUCUUAACAUAAAAUAGCUAAUACCUUGAAUAACAUAAUUUCAGAAACAUUCAGUAGUCACUUCAAAUAUUUUUAUUUGGGGAGACUAAGGGUUACAUGAUUCUCUAAGACCUAAGUGUUAAAUAAAAUUGAUUAUCUAGUACUGAGCUUAUAGAGAGUGCAAACAUUUUUUUAUUGAUCACUAGUAUUAGGAAAAUAAUUUGAAGUAAAUUUCAAGAGCUAAGAAUUUAAGGGAGGGAUUAUUGAUAUCUUUCAUAAAGGCAUCUCAACCAUCAGAAUACGUCAAAAUUAACAAAUUAGAAAAAAAUAAAAUAGAUGUCUUUUUUAACCUUCUCUUUCUCUGUUAAUCAAAUAUUAGCUCCCUCUCUGGCCUCCUCAAAAGUACAAACUCAUCCAGGAACAAUUAAUAGCUACUGAGCCCAUACUCUCACACACAUUUUGUGACAGAUAAAGAAGUACAAGCCAGAUCAGCAUGUCUACAACUGAGAAGCUCAGCAGAGAGGAAAGUGUGUUCCUGAGCAUGGAGGAGGAGGGCACAGGCCCCUUUGGCUGUGUUUAGUCACUCCUGUGUCAGGUGGCUGCAGAGGGAACUGUGGGCUCAAGGUACCACCACUGUCCUACCUGCUGUAGGCAGCACGCAGGGAAGGUGGGCAGCAAGUUGCUACUGAUGUCAAUGAAAAGAAACGUGAGGACUAUCAGAUGUAGAGGGUCAGAUACCCUAUGGCAAAGCUGGAGGAGCAGGAACAGCUGACAGUACUUCCCAUUUGCUCCAUGUUCAAAGUAAAUCCAGCACCGAGUAUAGAAAGAGGUCAGUGCCUCUUUGCUUAACUAAUUGCUGGGUUAGUGUGCAGUCCACUAAAUGACAGCUACAGGAGAUUGCCUUCUCAAU